CAUCCACCACAUCAUCAAUCAUGUCGAGCGGAGUCGAAGACUGGUUGACAGACUCAAACGAGGCACUCAGCCUCCAGCUCGUCCGCUCCGAGGAAGACGCCGAAGUCCUCGCCGAGGACGAGGUCCAGGCUAUUGAGCCGUUCCACCCAGACUUCACCUACCCCAUCUUUGGUGACAAGGAGAAGAUCUUUGGCUACCGCGGGCUCGAGAUCAAACUGCACUUUGCAUCCGGCAGCCUGAAGCAGUUCCUCGAGGUCACGUACGACGAGAAGAUCAAGUCGGAGGACACGCCCGCCGACGACAUUGAGGGAACGCUGUACAACUUUAUCCCGGCCGACUACACCAAGUCUGCGGUCGCGUUCGACGCGAUUGUCGACGCCGACGCCAAGACGUUCCGCCCGCUUGGCGAGAAGAUUGGCUCGUACACGCGUUCCGCGGUCGGCUCUGGCAAGGGCAAGGGCAAGGCGAAUGGCGAGGAUGGCUCUGCGCCUUCCGAGGACGACGAAAACGCGGUAGUGUACGAGAUGUACAAGACCACUUGGAGCACACCGGGGUUCCGCGACUUCCACCGACGGAUGCAGGUCUUCAUCCUUCUCUUCAUCGAAGGCGGCAGCUAUGUGCAGGAGGACGAGGACGCGUGGGAAUUUGUCACAUUGUUUGAGCGUCGAAAGCGCCCCGAUUCGGACAUCUUCACCUACCACUUUGUGGGCUACACGUCUUUGUACCCAUUCUGGUGCUUCCCCGACCGUAUUCGCUUGCGCUUGAGUCAGUUUGUCAUUCUUCCGCCAUACCAGCACCAGGGCCACGGAUCGCACCUCUACUCUGCAGUGUUUGCGCACAUGCGCAGCCGCGAUGACGUUGCCGAGCUCACGGUCGAGGACCCAGCCGAGGCGUUUGAAGACUUGAGAGAUAGGAACGACCUGCGCUUCCUCGUCAAGCAGGGCAUCACCAAGGACCCCAAGUUCCUCGAGGGUGUUGGCUCCGAGGAGCGCGGACCACGUGCAAAGUGGGAGGCGGAAAAGCGCAAGCAACACAAGAUUGCCGAGCGCCAGUUUGACCGUGUGCUGGAGAUGCUCCUCCUGCGCCAGCUGGACCGCAAGAACGCGGCCAAGGUCAGAGAGUACCGGCUGCAGGUCAAGGCAAGGCUGUACCGCUUCAACUAUGAAAUGCUGUCUCAAAUGACGCUGGAGGAGCGCAAGGAGGCGCUGGCCAAGACAUACGACACGGUCGUGGAUGACUAUGACCGUAUCCUGGAGAUGACGUUCCACUAGGCGAGCAGUUGUGAUGUAGAUGGUUUGGUAGCAAUGUAUCACAA
Molecule: messenger RNA, 1315 nt
Organism: Vanrija pseudolonga
Lineage: Eukaryota; Fungi; Basidiomycota; Tremellomycetes; Trichosporonales; Trichosporonaceae
Gene: HAT1
Product: Histone acetyltransferase type B catalytic subunit
Exons: 8
Coding region: 21-1271 (416 amino acids)
Biological process (GO): subtelomeric heterochromatin formation
Cellular component (GO): nucleus
Molecular function (GO): histone H4 acetyltransferase activity; histone binding
Source: RefSeq, a predicted model, not a curated record